GAGGUUCUCGACUACCUCCGCGUCGCUACCCCGCGUGCCUUCCCCACCUCGGUCACGGCUCUGCGCGGCCGGUCUGCGCAUAUGACAGGCUGAGCUUCCUUCGGCCAGUUUCCCGGGGCUUCGAGACGGGACGGGGCGGGGAUGGGGACCUGGGGCCCCGGCGGCUGCCGUUUCGGUCGCUGAGAGCCAGCCCUACAGCCACAGUCCUUCCAACAUGCUCGGCCUCUCCGCUUUCAGAGCACCCCCUCCCCGGAUAAGACACCGACUCGGCCGGGGGGGGCAGAUCCCCCAACCACUUUUUUCCCUCCUCUUCAGGGCCUUCCCCUUCCCAUCCCUGAGCCCGGCCUUCCUGGGUUUCCAGCCGGCCCCUCACCCUCAAAGCAGACGCGGGAUUGGAGGAGGGAGUUUGGCCAGGGAUGGGACUUAACAAACUCCUUGGGGACCUUGAUUCCCAGGGAACAAUGGCAGUGACCCAGCACGGAUUGGGAACCCAGUCAGGCAGCCCAGAAACAGGGAGAUUAUACAAACAGAUGUAAAGACCCACUUAACAACAUGUGUGAACCUGUCUACAAGGCUGGGACGGGAUAUGAGUUGCGAAGAAUCCAGUUUCAACCGAGUGGUGUAUCGGAAAAAGAUGCCAUCUCAGUGUUGGUUUGUGUUUAUUUUCCACUGACCCUAUGGGUGAAGAUAUCCUUGACCAUUACUCCAUCUGAAUAUGUUCCAGCUCAUCCGAUGUUACAUCACCAGGUUGAAAGCUAUGGAGAUCUCCACAAGGAUUUGGAGAAGAGUCCUAAUAAUUAUUAAAAUUCUGGACUAGAUCUACUAGGAAAGGUAGAUGGACUAUAAGGCACUUGCCCAACAAACUGCUCAAGAAAUUUUAGGUUACUAUCAAGAUACAUCAGGCUGGAAAGUGGUUAAGACUUCAAAAAAGAUAACUGUUUCCAGCAAGGCUUCUAAGAAAUUCCAUGGAAAUCUAUAUCGUGUUGAAGGAAUAAUUCCAGAAUCAACAUCUAAACUAUCUGAUUUCCUCUACAAACCUGAAAACAGGGUCACAUGGGACAAAUCAUUGAAAAUGUACAGCAUGGUACAAAAAAUUGAUUCGGACACAUUCAUAUGUCCUACCAUCACACAAAGUUUUGCCAUGGGCUCAAUAUCCCCCCGAGACUUUAUCGACUUAGUGUAUUUGAAGCACUGCGAAGGGAAUAUCGAUAUUAUCAGUUCUACUAGUGUGGAUUUUCCAGCAUAUCCUCCAUCUUCAAAUUAUAUCCGUGGUUGUAACCACGCUUGUGGCUAUAUGUGUUCACCUCUGCAAGAGAACCCAGCAUAUUCCAAACUAGUGAUGUUUGUCCAGACAGAAAUGAGAGGAAAAUUGGCCCCAUCAAUAAUUGAAGCAACCAUGCCUUCCAAUUUAGUAAGCUUCCUCCUCAAUGUAAAGGAUGGAGUAAAACACAAAAUUCUAUCAGGACGUGGAUGUCAUCAUGAUGGGCAUUCGUCAUUCCGAAAGAAGAAAUGAGGCCAUUUAAAAUCAUGCGUGGCAGUUAACUGCCUUUUACUUCUAAGUCAAUAUGCAUAAAUACUGUUACACAAUUCUAAACUGUAUUCUUGAACAAACUACUGAAGGUGCUUUGUGAAAAUAAGAGCUCAUAGUUGUACAAGAGAAGCAUUAAAUAUAGUUUUUAAUCUCAUGUAAGAAUAAUGUUAAACAACAAGUGAUCUUAAUGCACUUUUAUCUUUUGCUUUUUUCCCCUGGAAAAUGCCCGGCAAGAAAACAUCAGUAAGAAAGCAUAUACAGGCAGAGGUCAGCAUUAAUUAAAGAUUAAAAUAUAUUUUAAAUUGUUUUUCUUUCACUUACUGCUUAAAUUGAUAACUGUAGGAAGCAUGAACAUAAAAAUUGAAAAGAAUUCCACUAGAAUGUUUGACAACUGAUAUCUGGAAUCUGCAGCUGAAUCAUGAGUCAAUUUUUGGUCUGGCCAGAAUGUAGUAGCCCGUUCCUCCCAAGUCCUUCCUCGUAAAACUAGAAGACCUGCACUUACCACAACAGACAAGCAUAGGAAGACUCCAGCAUAGGUGGCAAGAAGAAGGUGAACUGGCCAAGGACCUGGGGACUUGAGGAAUGUUUUAGCCGCGAGUUCUCUGGGUUUCCUUAUUGCCAUCCAUAUAUUCCAGACAGGGCGCUGCCGAAGCCUCCAACCUGGAACUGCUGACAGGAAAGAAGAAAAAAGAGAGGGGGGAGGCUUUAGGAAAAAGCCUUCUCCUCCUCGCCAUAGGAGUGCCCGCAAACAAAAGGGUGGCCCCGCAGAACACCAGCCAAACAUCAACUGAAAAGCUGCACCUACCCCACCGUGUGGGCAAAGCAGAGCGAAUCUUCCACCCCACCUCAUCUCUGCGGCGCAGAAGCAGGCGGUGGUGCCUGGACAGCCCCAGCCUGUGGUGUCGGCAGGGUUGAGCAGGGAGCUCAUCUUCCACCUUCCAUCCAGCAGAGGCAGGUAUGGUGCUUUGAUAUCCCUGCUGGGGUAGUGUUAGUGGGAUUCAGUGGCAGAGUGAGCUUCCACCCGCACCUGGCAGCAGCAAGAUUUAACCAGCUAGGUCAAGGAAGAGCUAGUCACCAGUCAGCUUCCCUGAUCCUUGGCGGCACCACGGCCCAGCAUGAUGUGAGCCUCCAUCCGCACCCAGCAUCAGUGUUCUGCCCUCUGUAGUGUGUUGAAUGGUGACCCCCAAAAGGUACAUCCUUGUCAAAUCCCUGGAACCUUGAAUGUGACCUUAUUUGGAAAAAGGAUCUCGGCAGAUGUAAUUAAGUUAAGGACCUCAGAAUGAGAUCAUCCUGGAUUAUCAGGCUCUAAGUCCAGUCACAAGUGUCCUCAUAAGAGAUGCACAAAGGAGAGACAUGUGGAGAGGAGGAGGCCAUGUGAAGACAGAGGCAGAGAUUGGGGUUGUGCGGCCAUAAGCCAAGCAACACCUAGAGCUUCCAGGAGCUGAAAGAGGCAAAGAAAGAUUCUCCCCUAGAGCCUUCAGAGGCAGUGUGGCCCUGCCGACACUUUAAUUUUGGACUUCUGGCCUCCAGAACUGUGAGAAUAAAGUUCUGUUCCUUUAAGCCACCAAAUUUGUGGUAAUUUGUUACGAUAGCUAUAGGAAACUAAUAUACCCUCACUGGUGUCAGCAGGGCUCAGUGGGAAUCUGGGCCUCUGCUCCUAGCUUGCAUCAACAAGGUGAAGCAAGGUGUGGGACAUGGGGUCAGUCAGCACUCCACUUCCCCUUUCCCUCCCUGGUGUCAUCGGGGCCCAGUGGGGAGCUGAGCUUAUAUUUGCACUUGGAGGCAACAAGUCUAUGCAAAUCAGUGCCCAUUUUUGCCAGCAAGGGGAGCUGAGCUGCCCCCUCACAUCUGCAAUGAGGGUCGGUCAGUGCUCUACUUUCACCAGGGUGGUGAGAGCAGGGCCUAGUGGGGAGCUGAAUGUACAUACCCACCAGUCCUCGCAUUACACCUCAACUAGGAGACUGCCUGCUGAGAUGGAAGGUUCAAUAGGAUCCAGAGUCCUUUGCAAAGGAAAGAAGAACAUCAGAAUGGGUAAAAAGAGGUGAAAAUGUCAAAUGUCAUAUGCUAUUCUCAGGAGUAUAUUAAAUCACAUUUGAUGGUCGACAGCGGUACAAAAGCAAUUCAUUGGAGGAAGGACAGCCUUUCAGCAAAUGGUGUUGGAGUAACUGACAUCCAAAGGCCUAAUCCUGCACUUUGUACAAAAACUAACUCAACAUGGAACAUGGGCUUAAAUGUAAAACAUUAAACUACAAAACUCCUAGGAGGAAAAUCUUCAGAACCUACAGCUAGGCAGAAUUCUUACACUGGAUACCAAAAGUAUGAUCCAUAUAAGGAAAAAUAGCAAAUUAAUCUUCAUCAAAAUUUAAAAUGUAUGCUCUAAGAAAGACCCUAGGAAGAAGUAUUAUGGAAGGUGUCAUCUGUAAUAACGAAAAUCCUAUAUAACGCAAAAGUUUGAAGGUAAUACUGUCAUCCAAGUAAUAUGAAAAAUAAAAAUAAUUUAAUUCUAAACUUAGAUUUUUCUUUAAAUAUUUUAAAUCUUUCUAAUCAUGCAGCUUUCCUAAUAAUUUCAGAUAUUCAGACAUUACUGGAAUUACCAAAACAAAAUGUUUAUAUUUAAUCAAAUGAAAUGCUUAUUCCCUAUGCACCUUCUAAUCUUGGAUCUUAUCUGUGAUGUUGGACAUAUAACAUUAAUGAACCAGAACUGUGCAACAUGAUUAUAUCAGUUAAGAAAAUAUUUGGGUGCAAAAAAAGAGGACUUUCAGAGAACAUAAAUGUUGAGAGGUUUAUUGCUCUCACACAGGAACUCUGGGAGUGUGCAGUACAGAGCUAAUAAUAAUUGGGACCGGGGAGGCUCUUUACAUCACUCAAUUCUGCUUCGAUUGUAGCUUCUGUCUUUCUGUCCCAGUGGCACUGUCCCAGGGUUCCAAGCAGGACAAAGAAGGGUAAAAGCUAAAAGACAUUUUAGCUGAUUUCAUCCUGGUACGUAGCCUUUUUGGAAACCUCCACGUUCAAUCCAAGAUGUUCACAUCUCAUUAGCCAAGAGUGGAACACACGGCCAGACCUGGCAUCUGAAGGUAUUCUAGCAUCUGUAGUAGAAAAAGAAAAAGGGAAGUUCUACUGGGGUGCAGAAAUAAAAUAUU
Globicephala melas (long-finned pilot whale) is the source of this 4671-nucleotide messenger RNA. RefSeq names its product StAR related lipid transfer domain containing 6 (gene STARD6). The record is from RefSeq and is a predicted model, not a curated record. Lineage: Eukaryota; Metazoa; Chordata; Mammalia; Artiodactyla; Delphinidae. Gene Ontology annotation, molecular function: lipid binding.